CAUUGUAAAGAUGGCAGCCUCCUUGAAAAUAACAGCAAAGUUACCGGUGAUAUUUGGAAAAUGUUUCUUGAAUGCACGAUGCAUCAGGGACUUUUCCAGCUGCUCUGUUUGCCUGGCUAAAGCACAGAGAAAUAUUAAAGAAAAGGCAAAUGAACAAAGACCUCAGCCCAGUAAGGGUGGUGCAAAAUCAAUCGUCAUACCAAGAAAAAUUGAAAGGAGUUCAACAGCUAUCCUUGAGGCUCUUGCAUCAACAGUGAGAGCUGAUGCCAAUCAACCAAUGUAUAUGGAUAUUGAUGACCCUCAUCUCCUGUCCACUGCAGACAGAUUGAAGAAAAAUCACAUGGCUGCUAAAGACAGUGGGCGCAAGGCUGCCCAAACAAUGCUGGCCCUGUACCCAGACUACUUUACACAGAUAUGGGAAGAACCCCUUCCAGAGACUCUGAACAGCCCAUUUGAGGGUUAUAAAUAUCAAGAGGCCAGUGAAGCAGCCCUGAUUGAACGUAUACAAAAGAGACAAGUGAAGGAUGCAAUCGAAGUGUACAAGUCAUGCAAGGCUAGUGAUUAUCCUCUCAGCCAAGAAAGUCAGGAACAGCUUCUGGAAUUGCUCACGGUUUUUAACAGUAAGGAACCUGAUCGUUCAAGCGCCCUCAGCAAUUUCAUCAAUCCCAGCUUUGCUUUGUCUUCCCCUUUCCCUGCGUGUACUUGGGAGAAAGGAAAUCUGGCUGAACAAGUGUACAACUCAUUGCCUGAAAAAACUCCCACAGCUUAUUGUCUUCUCUUGCGAGGGAUGGCAGCUAAUUUUGACAAAGAGGGAGCACUCACCUUGUAUAAUGAGAUGAAGGUGGCAAAUGUACCAGUGGAUGUGUCUACGUACAACAAGCUUCUGAGUUUGGCCUCCCUAGAUGCUGCCUCCAUGGAUGAGAUCACACAAACUCUUGAGUCUAUUCUUCAAGAUAUGAAGGCAGCUGGUGUACAACCUAAUGUGGGAACAUUUAACUGUGCCUUGUCAAACUGCAGACGCAUCUCUAAAUGGACAGGAGCUAGAAAGUAUGCUCUGUCCCUUGUAGCAGAGAUGAAAGCUUGUGGACUGGAACCAGAGCUGUCAACAUUUUAUGAGUUGAUGCACAUAUUCUACUAUGUCAGAGACAAAUCCUCCAAAACUCCAGAGCUGUUUGAGAACAUCCUGGACUACAUGGAUGGCAAGGAGUACACCCUCAGUUCAGAAAAUGAUGCUCUCUUCUUCCGCAAUGCCAUGAAAGUGAUUGCAACUUUCUUUCCUGACUCCAAGCUUGCCUUGAAAUUGCACAGAAUUUUGAAAUUUGGCCAGAACAGUAAAGCUCUGGGGCACAGGCAGUUAGUUUUUACCUACUACAAAGAGCUGCUGUCUGUUGUAACCCCUCUGGAGCACACAGAUGUUGUGAUGGAUCUCUACCAGAGUAUUGCUCCUUAUAUUUUCUUACCAUCAUCUGACACUUAUCGCCUCAUUCUGGAAAAUAUAGAGAUGCAUGACACGCAUCAUUACCUCCCUCAACUCUUUGCAGACUUGUUCUGGACCAGUCAGUUCAAGGAUACAGAGAUGCUAGGGCCCUUUGUCCAUGCCAUGGCAACUCAGAAACACAGCCAAGAGCUGCAGCAACAGUUUAGUGACAUAACAUCCACUUUGCUUGAGAGCUGGGAGCAGAACAGAGAGAGAAGAGACAACAUUGGGCUUGAUGGCUCUGUGAUAGGAGACAUGAUACUGAUUUAUAUCAACAACAAUGAACCCAAGAAAGCAAUGAGUGCUUUCAGACUAUACCUCGAUGACAAAAGCCUGCAUCAGGCUGAGCCAGGGGUGGAGUCAUUGACAAAACUGACAGAGCAUUCCAUAGCUGUGAAGGACUACAAAUCAACAGGGGAAUUGCUCACCAUGAUGCUCAGCACAGACAGCAGUAACGUUCCUGGACUGGUUGAACAAGUGUUAAAGUCAACAGAACUGUCAGACCAGGAGAGGAAUUACCUUCAGGGUCUGGCACAAGAGGCAUCUUCGGAAAGCAGUUCUUCAGAUUCUGACUCAGACUGAGACAAGGAAGUCACUGUCGCAUUUUUUAACUGGUCAUUUACUCCAUGUCCCCAUCCAGCCUGAGAUGUGGCCUGCAGACAUCUUUAUGAUAACUGUUUUGUGUGAAGACUUUACAGGCCGAAGGGCUAAAACUCAAAUGGCCGCUGGAUCAGAAAAGUAAAGUGUGAUGACUUUGGUUCUGUCUGUCAAAUCUCCUGUGGACUAACCCUCUGUUGUAUCCAACACAGUGGAUAGAUGUUAAGUAGGCCUACCACCUGGGUGACUUUCUCGCCAAAGAAAACAGCAAAGGACAUUGUCAUAAGUUUCAUGAUUUGUAGUGAAACUUUCCUAUUCUUGUGAGUAGGAGUAAAAAUUCAAAUGAUAAUCAUGUUUAGCCUUGUGAAUCCACAUGUAAUUUUCAACUCUUGAGAUGCAAGUACUGUUGAAUAACAUGAAUUUUAUAAGGAGUGCAUGAAUAUGAUAUUGUGUAAAGCUUUGUAUAAUGGUCUAUUUUUUCAUGGAAGAUCGUGGCUUGCUUUGUCAAGUAUUUUGUAAAAUGUAGAGAGAAAAAAGUUUUGAAAGUAUGUCAGUCUUGUCAACUAGAGUAGUAAAUGGCAUUGAUAUUUGUCCAGGAGGGGGGGGGACAAGAUGUCCAAAGCUGUUGCCACAGAGAAGUAAGUAUCUGAAAUUGAGGGGUCGGCAGAGAACUGUGAUGUCUAAUGCAUAAACCUUGACUUGUCAAUAAAUAACUACUUCAACUCAA
Aplysia californica (California sea hare) is the source of this 2801-nucleotide messenger RNA. RefSeq names its product pentatricopeptide repeat domain-containing protein 3, mitochondrial. Gene Ontology annotation, biological process: mitochondrial translation. NCBI's taxonomy places the organism in Eukaryota, Metazoa, Mollusca, Gastropoda, Aplysiida, Aplysiidae. The coding region runs from base 11 to 2059 and encodes 682 amino acids. Gene Ontology annotation, molecular function: rRNA binding; ribosomal small subunit binding; protein binding. The transcript is spliced from 25 exons. The record is from RefSeq and is a predicted model, not a curated record. Gene Ontology annotation, cellular component: mitochondrion.